GAGAUUUUAAGGCCAACCAAUUAACAAAGAAACACUCUUCAGUCUAUCUCCUCACCUCUUUCUUAUUCACCACUUUAGCUAAACCUCAGCUCGACUGUACCAACAAACAUUUUUAAAACUUCACUCUUCUCUCUCUUUCAACUCUCAUUUUCAUAAAUCUGUUAUCUCAUCAUUUCAUUUUCUUUCAAUGGAGUCUUCCGCCAUUCUCCGAUCUUUCAACUAUUCUAUAGGUACCGUUUCAAAAGUGAGAUCGCUGCUUGAGAGACCUGCAAUGGUGUCUAUUCAAAAUAGUUGCUGGCACUUCUCGAGUAAAUCACACAAACUUGCUGCUUCUGCGGUGAAGCGAUACAAGACAGUUGUAUUAAGUGCAAAGACAUCUGAAGCUACUGUAGCAGCCACGUCUGACAUUUCAUCUGAGAGUGCUACUCAAAGCUCUCCAGAGAAAAAUGCCCUGCGCACCUUCCCAAGUGCAUUUGAGGCAUUGGUACUGGAGGUCUGUGAAAAGACAGAGAUUGCUGAGCUGAAAUUGAAGGUUGGAUACUUUGAAAUGCAUCUGAAGCGGAAUGUUGGAGCCACUAAAGCUCCCUUGUCAAGCCUUCCACCUACAACACCACCACCUAUUCCAGCUAAACCCAUGGAUGUAUCAGCUCCUGUGGCUGCACCAUCGACACCACCAAAACCCUCUGAAGAAAAAGCCAGUCCUUUUGCUAAUGUGUCUUUUGGAAAGUCACCAAAAUUAGCAGCCUUGGAGGCUUCUGGAUCAAAUGAUUAUGUUCUAGUAACUUCUCCAACGGUUGGUUCAUUCCGGAGGAACAGAACAGUGAAAGGAAAGAAGCAACGUCCCAUCUGUAAAGAGGGGGAUGUGAUUAAAGAAGGACAAGUGAUAGGAUACUUGGAUCAGUUUGGUACUGAACUUCCAGUGAAGUCAGACGUGGCUGGAAAAGUCUUGAAGCUCCUCUUUAAUGAUGGAGAGGCUGUUGGUUAUGGUGAUCCUCUCAUUGCUGUCUUGCCAUCAUUUCAUGGCAUUAAGUGAGCUUUCUCUCCUAUGAAGAGCAUUUUUGCAGUCUUUGUUGUUUGAGAGUUGAGACCGCCAAGGUUCACCGUUCGUUUUAAGUCCUUGCACUUUUUUCCAUAGUUCGCUUUUUUCGGUUUGUUCAAUCAGAAGACAUGAGUGUAAUUGGUUACAUGAACUAGACCUCAAUGGGUCAAUCAAAAUUAGUUGCAGAUCCUGGAAUAAUAGAUUGAGAAGAAAUUUGUCCUUUGUGUUAGACGAUAUUCUUGUAAAUCCUUAUCGAGAUGCAGAUGUUUGUUGUAUCCCAAAAAAUACAAACAGCUUUUAUUUCCCUA
Molecule: messenger RNA, 1347 nt
Organism: Mangifera indica (mango)
Lineage: Eukaryota; Viridiplantae; Streptophyta; Magnoliopsida; Sapindales; Anacardiaceae
Product: biotin carboxyl carrier protein of acetyl-CoA carboxylase-like
Exons: 9
Coding region: 188-1033 (281 amino acids)
Source: RefSeq, a predicted model, not a curated record